CUGAUCAUCUGUCCUGACGCCGCCCAUUGCACCUCACCACCGCUCGUUCCGAGAUCCAAUCCGUCAUGUCCAAUUCCACCUCUUCAGCCGUCCAUCCGACGACCGACGCCGCAUCAGCAUCAACAUCGACAUCGACAUCAAUACCAACCACAACAUCAACCCACCCGACCCCGACGUUGAAGCGAUACGAUGCCAUCUUUCAAAACGAGCUCCAGCUCCAAGCGGCUCAGUAUCCUACUUUCGAGGAAGUACCCGGUUGUAUGACUCUAUUUGACGAAUUCCUGAGCUGUUACGCCCUCGGCCCUCAACUCCGCAACGUCUACCGGCACGGCGCCCCCAAAGUCUGUACCACCAAGUUCGAAGACUUCAAAUACUGCAUGUCCCUAAAAAGCGUGGACGAGGAAGAACGGCGCAAGAUGUGGAUCAGGCGGAGGGCGGGGUGGUGGGCUGCAAGGAGGGUUGGGGGGAGCAGUGAGGAUGUUUGGGAUGUGAGGAGCGCACCGCCAGCGAAUUUCCCACCGAACUUCGGGGAGAAGGAGGCUUCUACAUCAUCUACACCGACUUCGAUGACGACCGCUACGACGACUACCUGAGCUGGACGAAUGCGAUGAACAGAGUCUCAAGAUGACGGCCGAGCGUUGCCAUAGAACUUGUCGCAUUUAGAUGCACCCUCACAUACAUACUCGAGCGAAAUCGCUACGAGCAAGAAACUCCAAGACGAAUCAGUCGCUUCAAAAUGAGCUUGACCGGCUCAUUUCCUCGCACCCGCAGUGCUUGUAGUCAUAUACCUUGUAUAUCCACCUGUGGCCUGUAGCUUGCUUUUGUGAAACGUCAAAUUGCGUGUUCCGGUAAUACUUGUGAUAAAUUCCAAGGUGAUCACGAUUGCGAGUCAUUGGAACUCGUCUGAUUAUCGAAAUGUCGAAAGGAGAUCGGAAUCUCGAUGGAGG
Molecule: messenger RNA, 947 nt
Organism: Filobasidium floriforme
Lineage: Eukaryota; Fungi; Basidiomycota; Tremellomycetes; Filobasidiales; Filobasidiaceae
Exons: 4
Coding region: 66-593 (175 amino acids)
Source: RefSeq, a predicted model, not a curated record